GCAGCCAAAAAUUGGGCACUUGAGAAGCGCUGCCCAUCGAUCGUGAAGAUUAUUGAUCGUGCAAUUCGUGCGUAGUGAAAAUAAACUUAAGUUGAAAAGGAACGAAUACGACUGAAAUGAACACGAUUGCAGAUUAAGUGAACGAUAUUGGAUAGAAAAUAUGUAGCUACUUUUAUUUUUGUCAUAAUUUUUAAUAGUACGAAAAAAGCCAAGGGUGAAAUGUAUGUUUUUGAUUGAUCAUAUGUUUUUUGUUUGUGCAUAUUGCACAAAGUGCGCUGCAGUAGCUGCAUCGAACGUCUUCUGGAUGUGUGAUGCAAUGAAAAGGCGUUACUAGGCAACGAGACAUUUAUCUUCACUUGCGUCCAUUUAUCUUUCGGUGCAUCGGUAUAAAACGGAACGGUGCAAUAAAUGUGCGUGGCCCGCACGGUGCAAAGUCCUGCGUCGCUGUCGUUAUCUGAUAAGGGUGGGUAUGUUGGGGUUAAGCGGAAAGAGAUAGCAUACACUUCACGAGCCAAUGAUUGCCUAUGAACUCGAGGGGGCUGGUUCGCAUAAACCAGUCGCGCAAUUUUUAGUUUACGGAAGCACGUCAACCAACGUGGAUGCGUAUCGUCGACCGGUCUGGUGUGUUUAUUCAUACGCCUAUCACGCAGGGUCAUUGGCAUAAGUCAACGCGAUCAGAGCUGCAUCGAGUGCCAGUGUGCGUACGCUAAGCGUAUGUAAAUAUCUUUUUUGCGUGCCUUCUAGAAGUAAAUUAACACAUCCGUUUGCAAAGAUGCCGGCAUCCACGGUGAACAAGGAUCUGCAGGGCGAACGGAAUAAGGGUAGCUUCGAUAAGGACGAAUUCACCCUCUGGUGGGUUGGUGGCAAGGAAAAGCUGAAGGAAAAGCAAGAUCUAGAAACGUUUCUCGCCAACGAUCCGGACUUCCAUAACGAAACGCCGAUCCAUUUUCUAUCACAUAAGGAGCUGUACGAGGAAACGAUAAGACAGGCAACGGCCAUCUUCCGCAAGGUGCGCAAAUUCCACGAAGAUCGUGGAAAUGGUGACCCAUCCAACUACAUGCAAAAUCUCAGCGGACUGCUUGGCAAUGGAAUCAUUCGGCAGGGCAAUCCGUUGGGCAUCCAUUUUGCGAUGUUUGUACCGGCAUUGUUGGGCCAUGGUUCACCGGAACAGCAAGCCGAAUGGUUACCGCGUGCCCUGAAAUGCCAAAUGCUGGGCACGUAUGCACAAACCGAGCUCGGCCAUGGUACGUUUCUGCGCGGACUAGAAACGACCGCUACGUACGAUGAGCGUACGCAAGAAUUUGUCCUGGAAAGUCCAACGCUAAGCUCGUACAAAUGGUGGCCGGGAGGAUUGGCCCACACUGUCAACUACUGCGUGGUGAUGGCGCAAUUGUUCUCCCAAGGGAAAUGUCACGGUAUUCAACCGUUCAUCGUACAGCUACGCGAUGAGGAAACGCAUAUGCCAAUGAAAGGCAUAAUAAUAGGCGAAAUCGGCAACAAGCUGGGCAUGAAUGGCGUGAACAAUGGUUUUCUGGGAUUUGAAAAGGUGCGCAUUCCACGCAAAAACAUGCUGAUGAAGAACGCCAAACUGCUUGCGGACGGUACGUUCGUGAAGCCCCCAUCGCAAGCACUCACCUACGGCACGAUGAUGUUCGUGCGCGUAAUAAUUGUGCGCGAUAUGGCAUAUCUUCUGGCAAAGGUGGCCACCAUAGCCGUACGCUAUUCAUGCGUCCGUCGCCAAAGUCAUAUUAAUCCGGACCAACCGGAAGUGCAGGUGAUCGAUCACUUGACGCAGCAGUAUAAAUUGUUCCCGGCCAUUGCGAGAAGUAUCGUAUUUAAGCUGACUUCGGACAACCUGUGGGAGAUGUACAAUCAGGUGACGUCCGAGCUGGAUCAGGGUAAUCUUGAGCGUCUUCCAGAAUUGCACGCAAUUGCUUGCUGCCUAAAGGCGGUCACGACAGCCGAUUCCGCCAAAGCCGUGGAAACGCUUCGUAUGGCUUGCGGUGGUCAUGGAUAUAUGACCUGUGCCAACUUCUACAAUACGUACGGAUUUGUCACUGCGGCGUGUACGUACGAGGGUGAAAAUACGGUCCUUUUGUUACAGACGGCCAGAUAUCUUAUCAAGGCCUGGAACCAAGCACUUAAAGGACAGCCGCUUGGUCCGACGGUGCAAUAUUUGAACAGCUUUAUCCAGAGUCGAAACAAUCGUCAUCCCUGGCUUGAUACGGUGCCGGGAAUUGUAAAAGCAUUGCAAACUGUUGCAGCUGGCAAACUUCGCCUAGCCAACGAACACAUUGAGCAGCGCAAGAAAGCAGGCUACACGCAUGAAGAAGCGGUCAAUCUUACGUCCCUGGAGUUGGCACAGGCCGCAGAAGCACACUGCCGUGCGUUUUUGGUGCAAUCCGGUUACGAUAUGAUCGAAAAGCUCUGCCAAAAGGUUUCACCGACGCUGGCAAAGGUUAUGCGAACUAUUGGUGAACUGUACGCCUAUAACGAGGCGCUUGAUUCGAUUGGUAGUCUUGUGCGGUUUACAUCGAUCAGCGAGAGUGAUAUUAAUCGGCUUCAGGCUAAAUUAGAAACGGCGCUUUUGGCCGUUCGACCGAAUGCGGUCAACAUUGUAGAUGGAUUUGCUAUACCGGACGUUUUGCUCGGCUCACCACUUGGAGCUUACGACGGGAACGUUUACGAGCGGCUUUAUGAAGAAGCACAAAAAAGUCCCCUUAAUAAGGAACCGGUUAACAAAUCAUUUCAUCUGUAUCUGAAACCAUUCAUGCGUUCGAGCUUGUAAGAAGCGAUUCCACCGCAUGAGUGUGUCCUUUGGUGCUAUGAAUUAUUAUUUUAUAUUGGGGUUACGGGAAUUGUUAUUCAGUUUGGUGAAAUAAACAUGUUACGUUUCAAUA
Messenger RNA from Anopheles funestus (African malaria mosquito), 2900 nucleotides. RefSeq names its product probable peroxisomal acyl-coenzyme A oxidase 1. Gene Ontology annotation, cellular component: peroxisome. Gene Ontology annotation, molecular function: FAD binding; fatty acid binding; acyl-CoA oxidase activity. The transcript is spliced from 9 exons. Lineage: Eukaryota; Metazoa; Arthropoda; Insecta; Diptera; Culicidae. The record is from RefSeq and is a predicted model, not a curated record. Bases 773 to 2788 code for a protein of 671 amino acids. Gene Ontology annotation, biological process: fatty acid beta-oxidation using acyl-CoA oxidase; lipid homeostasis.